CUAGUCACAUGACUGUAAAAAAACAAAACAACUGUCUUGUGCGAUCUUGUGAUGAUCGUCAUUCACGACAUAAGUGAUCAGGACAAGAUUAGUUAACCAGUUGACCGUCCCGCCACUUAAAUGAGCAAUCGUUUCUCUGCGAAUGCAAGACCUUGACUGAUACCAUCCUUCAAUCUGAUACUUUCUACAAACAUGAUUUGGUAGCAGCGUUGGUUGUGCUUCUGUUGGUUCUGUCAUCAGUGGAUUAGCUACGCAAGAAGUGAACAAGUGAGCUAGAUUUCAUCGUCAUCAAGGUGAACUCCUGCGUUAUUGUAACUCUAUGGACUCAUGUAGGUGUUGGCGCAGCGCAUUCCAGACCGAGUGUCCAAGUUUUACCUCGUCUUCGAUUUGCAGCUAGCGAGUUUCGCAGUUUCCAAUCACCAUGCUGUCGAGCCUUUUAAAGGAACAUCAACAGCGGCAGCAUUUGAGGAGAGAAGAACAAGAACGAAAGAAAAAAGAAGCCACCGCCGCUGCAAGCGCACUGACAGCGGCGAUGGUAGAUCAUCUUAACGUUGGAGUGGCACAAGCCUACCUGAACCAGAGAAAACUAGACGCCGAAGCCAAGCAGCUGCAUACUAAUGCAACCAACUUCAGCAAGCAAGCAGCCAACUGGCUCCAUUUGGUAGACAACUUCAAUCAUGCGCUAAAGGAACUUGGAGACAUCGAAAACUGGGCCAAAAGCAUAGAAGCGGACAUGCGGACUGUGUCCAGUGCAUUGGAGUAUGCUUACAAAGUGGGUCAGCAGGGGUCCUGAACAUCCACGAUCUGUUGCUGACAGUCAGUGCAAGCAGCUUUUCUUUCAGAUCAGCUAGUUCAGCCAGACGCCUUUCUUAAAGCUACAACAACGAGCUCGUGGACACGACUUGGUAGGCUCUUUGUGAGCAGAUGGAUGGCACAAUAAAAAUUAAAAAUUCA
This is a messenger RNA of Rhipicephalus microplus (southern cattle tick), 954 nucleotides long. RefSeq names its product biogenesis of lysosome-related organelles complex 1 subunit 1 (gene Blos1). Gene Ontology annotation, biological process: endosomal transport. Gene Ontology annotation, cellular component: BLOC-1 complex. The record is from RefSeq and is a predicted model, not a curated record. NCBI's taxonomy places the organism in Eukaryota, Metazoa, Arthropoda, Arachnida, Ixodida, Ixodidae.